GCCAUAAAAACAUAAGAAGAAGAAAAAGAAGAAGAUCCAAAUACUAAUAUUCUGAAUGGAGUACUCAUAACUCACUCCGCUUGAUAAUGUUCAGUCGCUUUGCUGAAAGCUCGGGAGUGAGUGACACUUCUAAGGCGUCACUGACCUGUUUUGGAACUACAAAUUACUAACAUAUCCUCGUAUUGCUUGAUCCGUGAUUAAUGGAUGCCACCUCUAACGUAGCAACGUACCGCGAAUGUUAGCCCGAGCCUUAAAGACGGGCUAAAUACACUUGGUGCUAGCAACGCUAGCUGUGUUGUUCUAGUCGCAGUCUUAACAGACAACCGAGCGUCUUCGUUUAAGUCUUCUAUGCCGGCUAAUAUGGCACACAGGAAAGAAGUGUUCCAGUCAAAGGUACUCCAGAAGCUUUACCCUGCAACCCCUAAAUCGGACAAGGAACCCAGCUCAGCGUGCACAGUGGCAGCUGUAGCCCCAACAAUAUGUACGAAAAGAAAAGCUUCCCACAGUCAUGGUAAUAUAGAAAUGACACCAAGUGUAAUCAAAACUAUGCGAAUGUACACUGUCAUACCACCUCCUGCAGACUACAAUGCAGAUCCUGGGAAAACUGUCACCCUACUCCAGCAUGAAAACAUUAUGGAAGCCUCAUCAGAACAUGACAUACAGGAGUUGAGUGAAAAACCGGACCAAGAUGUAGAAGCAGAUGAACAGAAAAAAAGAAGGAAAAGAAGAAAAAAGAGACUGAAUCUUAAAGGAGACUUGUGCACGGAUGAAGUGGCUCCAAUCAAAGACUCUCGCAUUGGUCAGAAUGAGAUGCCAGCUGAUGAGGAAGCAGUGCUCGUUAGCCGGAACAAGAAGAGGAAACUGAAGAAGAAGCGGCACAAAGAGAAGCUGCUCUCAAUGGGCUUGAUGCCUCGGGCGUCUGCUCUGGAGUUCACUUACCAAAAACAAAAGGAGGAUGGGAGAGGAUGUGAGGAUAGUUGCUGAGGUAGCAGACUUUUUGCAGAUUACAUUAGAAAUCUCUAAAUUAGAUUGUAAGUGUAGAGCUUUUUAACAUUGUUGUAUUAUUCUACGAUCAUCUGGUCGAUGUUGCGUUGUACAGGUGUGAAUUUUAUUGCAUUUGUUGGCUAACACACCUAGAAACCUAGAGAUUAAGCUUGGGCGAUAUAUCAGUUGUAUCGGAUAUAUUCAAGUUUUUUGUAACAGACGAUUUAAAAUUAAAAUAAUCUAUUUAUACUUCUCUUCUUGCUCCGGCAUACUUGCCUCUCAGCAGCUUCAGUAGCUUGCGCCGUCCCCUUACUUCCUUAUUGGCUCACAUAGCAAAACAUUGGGAAAGCUAACGGGAGCGAGACGUUUGUUUUGAAGAAAAGAAAUGUGUUGUCAGUAGUUAGGUUUUGCGACAACAGGUGUGGAACAAAUGACUGCACGGUGCAAAGUUUGUUUCAAGAAAGUAUCCCUACAUCUGAAACCGAAACCUCCAGACUACAGUUCAUUACAAGGCGAACAAGACGCAACAACAAACAAACUACAAGCUGAAAAUCACCUUACUAUGGUGGAAUCAUUUACACAAGGUAUGUAUGAUGAGAAAGAAGCGUAACGCAGGGAGUAAUCUUUCAAGCAGUUACCCAGCACGCCACCAAGAUAUGUGAAUGAAAAAGGCUGUUUUACUUUAUCUACUUACUAAAACAAAUUAUAAUCCUCAAUCCAUCCAUCCAUUUUUUACCGCUUAUUCCCUUUUGGGGUUGCGGGGGACGCUGGCGUCUAUCUCAGCUACAAUCGAUGUUUUACUUAAUUAUUUAUUUGGAUACAAUGUACUAAACUACUUUUUUAUUUACAGAAGUAUAUUAUCUAAGACAAAAGUUUACACUUUAUUGAUCUCAAUGUUGGAGAGUGUUUAUUUGAAUGUAAUGUGCAAUGCUACAUUUUUUUAACACUAGUAUUCUAUUAAAGCAGAAGUAUUGCUUCCCAAGGGAAGCUCUUAAUUUAAUUAUUUGAAAAUGAUUCCAUAAAAAGUACAAUUUAUAUCUGGUCUAAAAAGAACAUUAUACAUAUCAGAACUUGGCAAAUAGUAAGAUGCAUUGUUUUAAAAUACACAUUGUUGAUCCAAUAAAAGAAAAAACUUGUUUUGAA
Molecule: messenger RNA, 2127 nt
Organism: Nerophis ophidion (straightnose pipefish)
Lineage: Eukaryota; Metazoa; Chordata; Actinopteri; Syngnathiformes; Syngnathidae
Product: glutamate-rich protein 1
Exons: 4
Coding region: 349-984 (211 amino acids)
Source: RefSeq, a predicted model, not a curated record